Molecule: messenger RNA, 1512 nt
Organism: Corvus hawaiiensis (hawaiian crow)
Lineage: Eukaryota; Metazoa; Chordata; Aves; Passeriformes; Corvidae
Product: inositol 1,4,5-trisphosphate receptor-interacting protein-like 1
Exons: 1
Coding region: 1-1512 (503 amino acids)
Cellular component (GO): membrane
Source: RefSeq, a predicted model, not a curated record
AUGGGUUCCUUGGCAUUCUGGUUCUUGCUCUUGCAAAGCCUAGUCCACUACCUGCAGCCCGUGGGUGAUGGUUUGGACGAGGCGAUGCGUCUGCGCAUGGAGGCGCGUGCGAUGAGCCAGGAAGUGGAGAGGAUUCUUCUGGAGUGGGAAGUGGAGCAGCUCACCCUGAAGCAGAGUAGAGGGGCCUGGCGAGAGCUGCUCUGGUCUGCCUUGCAGCACUGGCAGAUCUGGGCCAUUGCUGGGCUCCUGCUCCUUCUCUCGGCCCUAUGGUUUUUCUGGAGGAAAAGAAGCCGUCAGGCACAGAUCAGUGUGGAGGAGGAGGAGGAGGAGGAAAAGGAGAAGGAGGAAGAGGAAGACGAAGAGGAAGGGGACCAGACAUGGGAAUAUGAUCUGAGAUGGCUUCUAGAGGAGCGUAUACAGUGGCCUGUACAGGACCUGCAGACAGGCUGCAGGAGGACAACGGCCCUGAUGGACAACUUCAUAACUGUCCUCAGGCGUGCCUUGAAUGGCACUUUCUUGCCGGUGCUGCAACGAGCCAUCGGAGUGGGCAGUGCCUUUGAAGGUUGGACAGCCCGUGAGGAGGAAGUUGUGUACCGCGUGCUCGUGCCCAUGACUCCUCCCCGAGGGCACACCUUCCACCUGGAGCAUGACACUGAGGAGCAGAGGCCCGGCAGGAACUUCCGUGUCCGUGUGCAGCUGGAGUGCAGCUGCCCGAGGGAGCAGCAGGGUGCGAACCUGCUGUGCUUCCUGCACCACCCCGAGGAGGUUAGGAGGAGGAGUCGGCAGCCCAACCUCCUAGACACCCUGUGCACCGGCGCCUACCUCGACGUGCGGAAAACUGCCCGCUGGUUGUGCCAACUGGUGAGAGCAAAGUGGUGGCGUUUGCCCCAGUCACGCAGCUGGCGUUUAGUGCUGCUGCCCUCCAAACGCUCCUGCAAACUCAGGCUGACCAACGACCAAGGAAGCUUCUGGGUGAAGGUGCUGUUCGGGGUGCGGAAAGGCACCUCAGACAUCUUUGUCAGCAGCCGGCCUCAGGGGGCCCACACCCCAAGCACAAUGUGGCCUGAGACCUACACCGUGGCAGAGACAAAGUUCUUCAGGCACAUGGCCAGGCAGGCCCCCCAGGACAGCUCACACCUCAAAUGCCUGCAGCUCUUGGCCGGUGUUCUUCCGCGCAAGGACUUCUCCAUCUAUUGCGUGAAGACCAUUGUCAUGCGCCUGCUGAACACCGUACCGCUGACACAGUGGCACAGGAGAUAUUUUGUGCUUCAGCUCUCGGAUAUCCUGGAGCAGCUGCGCUUAUCCCUGGAAGAGAAACACCUUUUGCAUUUUAUUGUGGGCAACCAGAGGCUUCCAGAGGAGAUCAGUCUGCCCCCAGACGUACGAAUGGCUGAGCCACACAACCUCCUCCGCUACCUGGCGCAGGAUCCGGCCGCCCAUUCCCAGGCAAUGGAGGCCUACCUCGAUCUGCGCCAGUGCCUGGCAAGAGUGCUGGCCUAUGGCCAUUUUUAG